UGCCCUCGCUAUUCAACUAAUUUUGUUCCGCCCCUAAGGUAUGAUUGACAGUACUACGAGGAGACGGGUCUUGAACAGAGAGCGGCAAGAUGGCAGAGGACAGCGAAUUAGCCGCUUUGCGAAAUAGGUUUAGGCAAAAAGCAGAAUUAUUAAUUCAAGGAAGUCCAGGACAAAGCGGCACAAACUAUAAUUCAGAAGAUAAAGAGAAGAAAGAAAAACCAUUGCCCAGAAUCAAUUUUCACUCUGUAUUUUGGAUAUUGGCUUCAAUUGCUGUAACCUACUACAUUGAUUUCUUUUUUAUAAUCAAAGAAGAUUUGGACAUUAAAAGGUGGUGGUUUAAUAUUGGCAGUCUGUUGCUGGUUGUGAGCUUAGUUUUGGCUUUUUACUGCAUCGCCUACCUAGAUUGGUAUUGCAGUAUUCGAGAUUAUGACAAAGAAUAUCCAGCUCUGGCCCCAGUCACCACAGCUACAUUUAUUGCAGCUUCAAUAAGUUUUAAUAUAGCAUUGUGGCCUGUCUGGUCUUUCUUCACUCCAGUGAUUCUCUUUACGCAGUUUAUGGGAGUUGUAAUGUUUGUCUCCUUGCUCGGAUAAAGUUCAAAGAUUUGCUUUGAGGAGAUCUGUCUGUAUUGAGUCUUGAACCCACAACCUAAAACUCAGAGGCAAGUGCCUUGCAGUGUGAGCUAAAUGGAGAUCUGCAUCUGUCAGCCACGUAUAGCACAUCACUGAAAACUGUGAGCAGUGCACCUUCUGGUAACGUCAGCUGAACUUUUUCUGUGUUAGCCACCACUGUCCCCGCGCAGAAUCACCACUGCAAUAGUACAGACUAUAUUUCUUCUCUUUUAUUAUUCAUUACUGAAAGUAGUAUAUUUAAAGUCUGUGUAUACUGCAUUUAGACUUUUUGCUUGACUCUCUAACUGGUCUGAGUUUUUGUCUGCUAUGUUAUGUUUAUUUUUUCUCUUUAGACUGAGAUUUAAUAUGUUUUUCUUAAAAAAUUAAUAUUUACUUGAACUGUGAAACAUAAGUCAUUGAACUUCAAACAGCAAGUUUGCCUGUUCAGUUUUUGUGUCCGACAAGCUGACCAUGAGUAUGUCUUACCUAUUUGUGCUUCAACUGUAAAUAUAUCUAGCAAAAUAACUGUAAUUUUAUUUCUUGUAUAUCACAUUUGAUAAAGGCAACUGCACCUACACAGUAAAAAUGUUUAAAUAUUUGAAUCAAUAUUUCUUGUUUUUAUAUCAUUGGAUAUUGUGUUGGUUGUAAAAGAAUCUGUUUCAUGGCAUGUCCUUUUAAAUUAACUGAAUGAGCUAAUAUUGAGAAACGUGUAGUACAAAAUAAAAGUUUUAUUUUUCUCUGUA
This is a messenger RNA of Polypterus senegalus (gray bichir), 1351 nucleotides long. RefSeq names its product transmembrane protein 128 (gene tmem128). Bases 90 to 590 code for a protein of 166 amino acids. The transcript is spliced from 5 exons. NCBI's taxonomy places the organism in Eukaryota, Metazoa, Chordata, Cladistia, Polypteriformes, Polypteridae. The record is from RefSeq and is a predicted model, not a curated record.